AUGGCUGAUAGAGAGCAUAAUCCAGAAGCAUCUCAUCCAACAAAAUAUGGAGCAUUAGGUAUCUUAUCAACACAUCCCUUAGCGGCAAAUCCAAAUCAUUCAGAACAAUCAGAAUCUGAAGCUAAUGACAAAACAAAACAUGCUCAUAAAGAUACUAGUAAUGUCGCACACAAUAAUACUAAGGAGCAUGAAGAUAGUGAUUUUGAUGAUGAAAAGAUUCAACACAAGAUGAAUGGUCUCAUUAAUACUAUACAAUCAGCAUCACCUGAUCAUUCACGUAAUACAUCAACAAAUGAUGAAUUACAGAGACCAAAAUCACCAUUUGUUGGUGAACAAGCUGAGCCAUCAAAACGUAUAACCAGUCCACAAUUAACAAAAGAGCAUCCAAAUGUUUUAGUUGUUGACAAAUCACCUUCGCCAACUCAUACUCAACAAAAACGAGUAUCUCGUAAAAAUUCAUCAGCAAGUUCCACUAGUAACGAUACAAUUAUUGGUGGAGAUCUUAAUUCACCAAAACAUGAAAAAAAUGCAAAUAAAAAACAACAAAAACAUUCACCUUCACCUAACGAAAAAUUAAAUUCGUCUUCUACUCAUAAAGAAAAUCAUGCUUCUGAACAACAAGUAUCAAAUAAAAAAUUAAAUAGAAGUCAUGAAGAACAAAAAUCUCCUAAUCGAUCAGAUCAUGAACAACGCAAAUCUCCUAAUCGAUCGGAUCAUGAACAACGCAAGUCACCAAAUCGUCACAAUCGAUCUGACCAUGAAGAACAAAAAUCUCCUAAUCGAUCCGGUCAUGAAGAGCGAAAAUCUCCUAAUCGACACAAUCGAUCUGAUCAUGAAGAACGAGAAUCUUCCAAUAAAUCACCUACUCAAAAAACAAAUCCAACUAAACAACAAAAACUUGUUAGUUCUCCUACAAAUACUAAAAAACAAAAUCAAAAAGAUUCUGAUAAUGAAAGUGAUUUCUAUGGUUCGCAUCCAGCAUCAUCGAAACAUAACAAAGAACGUACAUCAUCUAAUGAUAAACGACAUUCACCAAUACAAAAACGUACUGGACAUGAAUCUAAACAUAAUUCUUCGAUUGAAAAAGAUUCAAAAAAAUCUCGACAACAUACUGGAAAACGACUAUCAACAACAGAUUCUGACAAUGACCAUAGAAACACUUCAAAUCAUUCAAAAAAUAAACGAGUAUCAUCAUCGAAAAAGAAUGAAUCAACGAAAAAUAAUCAAAGAUUUCAUGGAUCAUCUGACCAUGAAAAAUCACGAUCAAGAUCACCAUCACCAAAUGUUCGACACAUUGGUGUACGUAAUAAAACACCCGAAAUAACGAAAAAAGAAAAUACUAAUAAACAAUAUAAGAAAGAAGUUGAACGAGCAUUACAUCGAAGUAGAAGUAAUGAAUCUAUAAAUCGUAAUACCACGACUGAUGAUAAAUCAAAUGAUUUAACAUCAGAUAAUAAUACUGAAACUGAACAACAGAAACGAAAACCUGUUAAGGGAAAAAAUAAAAAUGCCGAAACUGAAACAGAUCAAAAAAGUUUCUCGCAUGAUACUUCAACAACUGGUAACUAUCAACAACAUCAAAGAUCUCCGGCUCAAAAAUCAUCGAAACCAGCAUCGGAUCAUGUUCAAUCUACAACUCAUCCUAAACCACAAAAACGACACAGUUCAACCGAACAUGAUUCUGACGAUGAUAAAAAUCGAAAUAAUAAAAGUACUCAAAAACAUGAUAAAGAACAAUCAACAUAUCAUGAUCGUCACGUCGAAUCUGAUACAGGAGAAAUAAAACAUGAAAAACAACCAAAACCUCGUCGACCUAAACGUAUUUCACGUACAACACAAACAUAUGAACAUGUUUUUCGACGAAUGGAACGUGAACAAAAUAAUGAAUUAAUGCCAAUAACUGAUACCGAUAAACAUAGUCAAACAAAAGAUUCACAAUUAAAUCCAAGAACAAAAUCAUCGAAAAUACCUUUUGCUAUAAUUCAAGAAAUGCCACCAAAAAAUUCUGCACGCGAUCAACGAAGUUCAUCGAAAGCAUCGAAUCAUGGUCGACCUAUGUCACCACAAAGUGGUAGAUUGUUAAUUCUUCGUCCAACACUUCCUAUCCAUCAUGCAAAUGCUUCCAAUAUACAACGUAUAAAUCUUCAAUAUUCUAUUGAUUUAGUUCAUAAAGAAAAUAAAAAAGAUAAAUCAACAACAGAUCAACGAAGUAAAUCUAAUCAUGGUAAAAAUUCGGAACAAGCGCAUAAUUUACCUCGAAUAAAUUCAUCAUCAUCAACAACGGGACAUACUCAAAAAAAUAAAUCCAAUAAGAAAGAAAAAUCGCCUUAUAAUAAAACUGACGAUCGUAAUCAUCGACGCAAAACAGAUGGUAAUGUUUGA
This is a messenger RNA of Adineta steineri, 2382 nucleotides long. The record is from the annotation of a GenBank genome assembly. NCBI's taxonomy places the organism in Eukaryota, Metazoa, Rotifera, Eurotatoria, Adinetida, Adinetidae.